Messenger RNA from Nipponia nippon (crested ibis), 1083 nucleotides. RefSeq names its product protein phosphatase, Mg2+/Mn2+ dependent 1L (gene PPM1L). Gene Ontology annotation, biological process: protein dephosphorylation. NCBI's taxonomy places the organism in Eukaryota, Metazoa, Chordata, Aves, Pelecaniformes, Threskiornithidae. The record is from RefSeq and is a predicted model, not a curated record. Gene Ontology annotation, molecular function: cation binding; protein serine/threonine phosphatase activity.
AUGAUAGAGGAUACAAUGACUUUGCUGUCUCUGCUGGGUCGGAUCAUGCGUUACUUCUUGCUUAGACCGGAGACCCUGUUCUUGCUGUGCAUCAGCCUGGCCCUGUGGAGUUAUUUCUUCCACACGGAUGAGGUGAAAACCAUUGUUAAGUCCAGCAGGGAUGCGGUGAAGAUGGUGAAGGGCAAGGUGGCCGAGAUCAUGCAGAAUGACAGGCUCGGGGGGCUAGACGUGCUGGACGCAGAGUUCUCCAAGACCUGGGAGUUCAAGAGCCACAACGUGGCUGUCUACUCCAUCCAAGGCCGGAGGGAUCACAUGGAGGACAGGUUCGAAGUAAUCACUGACCUGGUGAACAAGACUCACCCCUCCAUCUUCGGGAUAUUUGAUGGGCACGGAGGAGAGUCGGCAGCAGAAUAUGUGAAGUCCCGCCUGCCUGAAGUCCUAAAACAACAUCUUCAAGACUAUGAGAAGGACAAGGAGAACAGUGUGCUGUCUUACCAAACCAUCCUGGAACAGCAGAUUUUAUCAAUUGAUCGAGAAAUGCUGGAAAAAUUGACUGUAUCCUAUGAUGAAGCAGGUACAACUUGUUUGAUCGCACUGUUGUCAGAUAAAGAGCUCACAGUGGCCAACGUUGGUGAUUCGCGAGGAGUCUUGUGUGACAAGGAUGGGAAUGCUAUCCCCUUGUCACACGAUCACAAGCCCUACCAACUGAAAGAGAGGAAGAGGAUUAAAAGAGCUGGUGGUUUUAUCAGCUUUAAUGGCUCCUGGCGCGUUCAGGGGAUCCUGGCCAUGUCCCGCUCGUUAGGAGAUUACCCUCUGAAGAACCUGAAUGUUGUCAUUCCUGACCCCGAUAUUCUUACCUUUGACCUGGACAAACUGCAGCCAGAGUUCAUGAUCUUGGCGUCGGAUGGUCUGUGGGAUGCUUUCAGCAACGAGGAAGCCGUCCGAUUCAUCAAGGAACGCUUGGAUGAACCACACUUCGGUGCAAAGAGUAUAGUUCUACAGUCCUUUUACAGAGGAUGUCCUGAUAAUAUAACAGUGAUGGUGGUGAAGUUCAGGAAUAGCAGCAAAACAGAAGAACAGUAA